GUAUUUUUCAGUGACAACACAUUUGUGGCUUCAGUUCCAUUUACACACAGGUGUUCAGAGAUGCAGAUAGCUAAAUUAGUUAUAACAGGUAGUCUCUGUCUUCCCUCAUGAACAAGCGCUGUAACAUGGAAAUAUGGCCGUGUGGGAACCCUAACCCUAUAAAGGAAGAGAUGUCAGGAGAGAGCGUGGUGAGCUCAGCAGUGCCGGCGGCUACAACCCGGACCACCUCCUUCAAGGGCUCCAGUCCCAGCUCCAAGUAUGUGAAGCUGAACGUGGGCGGGGUGCUCUACUACACCACCAUGCAGACCCUCACCAAGCAGGACACCAUGCUCAAGGCCAUGUUUAGCGGCAGGAUGGAGGUCCUCACAGACAGUGAAGGCUGGAUCCUGAUUGACCGGUGUGGGAAACACUUUGGGACAAUUCUGAACUACCUUAGAGACGGAGCGGUACCACUCCCAGAGAGUCGUCGGGAGACUGAGGAGAUGCUGGCUGAGUCCAAGUACUAUCUGGUCCAGGGCUUGGCUGAUGAGUGUCAGGCUGCCCUUCAGAACAAAGAGUCGUACGAGCCGUUCUGUAAAGUUCCUCUGGUGACAUCAUCGAAGGAAGAACAGAGACUCAUUGCCACCUCUAAUAAGCCUACUGUCAAACUAUUAUACAACAGAAGCAACAACAAAUACUCCUACACCAGUAACUCGGACGACAACAUGUUGAAGAACAUUGAGCUGUUUGACAAGCUGUCACUACGCUUCAACAACCGCGUGCUCUUCAUCAAGGACGUGAUCGGCGACGAGAUCUGCUGCUGGUCCUUCUAUGGCCAGGGCCGCAAGAUCGCCGAGGUGUGCUGCACCUCUAUUGUCUACGCCACCGAGAAGAAGCAGACCAAGGUGGAGUUCCCUGAGGCGCGGAUCUAUGAGGAGACCCUCAACAUCCUGCUGUAUGAGUCCCAGGACGGGAGGGGUCCCGACAACGCUCUGCUGGAGGCCACGGGGGGCGCCGCCGGCCGCUCGCACCACCUGGACGAGGACGAGGAGCGCAUCGACAGGGUGCGCAGGAUCCACGUCAAGCGGCCCGACGACCGCACACACCACCACCACCAGUAACCCCUGACGGACCUCGUCCCUCGACCAUCCAAAGCCCAGCCCUGGACGUCUGACCCUGGACUCUCAGUGGACCACGUCUGUGCCUUGCUUCCAACACCCAGCACUUCUCUCUCUCCCCCCCUCUUCUUCCCCACUCCUACUCUCACCCGUCCCCCACAGCGGGAGCUCACUGCUGAGGAUGAGAGACGAGUUGAAGCUUAGUGUGGUGAAGUGGAUUCAUGUGUGUUUAUGUGUAGGCCAUCUUGUUGUGUGUAGUGCUCUGAGGAUUUCUAUCUGUCGGUUGGUGGUUGCCAAUGUUUUUCCACUAUGCAUGAAUGUGAAUAGGAUUAUGAAUGGGAUGUAUGUGGAAUGGAAAUGUCAGUGGUUAUACUGGAGGGAAUUGCAAUGUCAGCAUCGUGCUCUUUGGUCUUUGCUAUAAUGCAACCAGAAGAACAAGAAUCAUGCAACGUUUGUCGCUGAGUUUCUGGAUGUUUUGAAUAUUCUGUCAAAGAAAAGUAUUGUAAGUGUCUGAAGAAUCUGUAUGAUGGCAGUCAAUCAGGCGUUCUACAAGAAAAGUCCACUAGGGGGAAGUAUUGAAUCAAACAGACGAUCUCUCAUUGUGUCAGACGGCUUCACUGCUCGCAGCCUUUCGUGUUCUAUCAAUUUCCAAUGAAAUCGUUGCAUUUUCUAUUCACCCUAUUCUUGAAUAUCAGUCAAUAUUUGGUCAAAUCAAAAUAUAUCAUACAAUGGAGUACCUCCACUCUCCCACAACCUCUUUUUAAUUAAUAGGAUUUCCCAUUUAACCCAAUGUCCCUUCAUGUAAGUGAUUGUUUAAAAGGGAAGAACUUGAGCUGUGAAGUGUUAAGUGUUACCUGGGUUGAUUGAAUGAUUGAGCUCUUAAGGCUGAAAUGAAUGGUUGAAACUAAAACUCUACCCCCAAGGAGGAGGAGCUGUCUCCUACAAGCUUUUAACAGGCAGAUCAUUUAGACCUGCCCCUCAUCAGGGUAUUCAUUAAGGAAUGGUAACCGUAUGUCCACACGUGUUCUUUUAGCAAACGCAGUACUUGUAAAGACAUCUGUCUGUACAGAUGUACCACAUUUAAAUGUUUUACAUAUAUUUUAUAGAUACCUUAUCAAAAAUAAAUAAAAUAUUUCUACAAUA
Messenger RNA from Coregonus clupeaformis (lake whitefish), 2240 nucleotides. RefSeq names its product BTB/POZ domain-containing adapter for CUL3-mediated RhoA degradation protein 3. Lineage: Eukaryota; Metazoa; Chordata; Actinopteri; Salmoniformes; Salmonidae. Gene Ontology annotation, cellular component: Cul3-RING ubiquitin ligase complex. The coding region runs from base 108 to 1100 and encodes 330 amino acids. The record is from RefSeq and is a predicted model, not a curated record. Gene Ontology annotation, biological process: protein ubiquitination; proteasome-mediated ubiquitin-dependent protein catabolic process; protein homooligomerization. Gene Ontology annotation, molecular function: ubiquitin-protein transferase activity; protein binding. The transcript is spliced from 7 exons.